Messenger RNA from Prunus dulcis (almond), 816 nucleotides. Its product is annotated as DNA-directed RNA polymerase V subunit 5C. The record is from RefSeq and is a predicted model, not a curated record. The coding region runs from base 28 to 720 and encodes 230 amino acids. The transcript is spliced from 4 exons. NCBI's taxonomy places the organism in Eukaryota, Viridiplantae, Streptophyta, Magnoliopsida, Rosales, Rosaceae. Gene Ontology annotation, molecular function: DNA-directed RNA polymerase activity; DNA binding. Gene Ontology annotation, biological process: DNA-templated transcription.
AGAGAGAGAGAGAGAGAUAGAAGCUGAAUGGCUACCGGCAACGAGAACGACGUCGUUUUGGGUUGCGAUGGAGGACGACGACCCGGAUGUAUAACGAGCCAUGUGGUGGAGGGGAGCAUGGAGAGCUACAGAUUCUACUUGUCUCGUCGUACGGCCAUGGAGAUGCUGAGUGACCGAGGCUGCGACGUCUCUGACUCGGACCUCUCUCUCUCACUCACUGAGUUCCACUCCCAGUUCGGCCCCAACCCGGACCUCCAGCAGCUCCGUAUCUGCGUCUCUCUGCGCUCCAAUCCCUCCAAGAAGAUUGUUGUCAUCUUUUGUGGAACUGAGGAAAUAAGGAAACAGACUAUGUGUGGCAUCUAUGCUGGCCUCCCGAACAAAGAAAAUAUACACCGGCUGAUUCUUGUCCUGCAAAGUAAAAUGAACUCCUAUGCUCGGAAAGAACUGGAGAUGUAUCCAUUUAAAGUUGAGACUUUCCAUAUUUGUGACUUGCUGGUCAAUAUUACAAAGCAUGCUCUGAAGCCAAAGCUCGAGAUACUCACUGCCGAAGAAAAGAACAACCUGCUAAGGAAGUACAAGUUGGAAGACAAGCAGCUCCCUCUAAUGCUGGAAACUGAUGGAAUUGCUCGAUAUUAUGGAUUGGAGAAAGGGAAGGUUGUAAAAGUUACUUACAGUGGUGGAGUUGUUGGUUCCCUCAGAACUUUCCGCUGCGUGGUCUGAUCCUUCUACACGACUUAACAUGCCACCUUAUGAAGUGACGACAUACAAAAUAAAGAAGUCACUUUAGACAUGUUUUGACUGGAUUCACAAACAGGU